GUGGAAGAGGAGGAAGGGCCAUCCUCCACCUGUUUGUGCUUGGAAAAGCGGAAAAGUUACCUACACCGUUCGGGAGCCGGAGCUUUUCCGGGGGCGUACGGGCGGUGGAUGCCGGGUUUGAACAGGCGGGCGGUGGAUGCGGGUCGUGCUGAGUAGUAGCAUUCCCCGGAUGUUUUGUGACGUCGACGUAGCAUACAUAUAGGGGUAUAACGGCGACGUCGACGUCGACGAUGGCAGCAGCGAUGCGAUGGUGGAUCCGACGCCAGCCGAGAUGCGAGAGCGGCUUCUUGACGGUGGUCCUGACUCCUGAAUGAAAAUCGGGGCGCCUGCGCAGUUCUGCGAGUCGACGACGAGGGGGCAUCCUGACGCGAACGUGACGAGCGUGGUCGUCGUUUCGUCGGCGAGUGGAAAGGAGAGAAUGAGAAGAGAGCUACAGACCGAAAGCUCGCGGGUGCAUCCUUGGAAGGCUUUUUGGGGAAGGAUUUCUUGGGGUGAGGGGUGGUUCUGAGGAGAGGGAAGGGACGGUGCACGACUAGGACCUAGGAAAAAGUGGCUCACCGUUGGCGUUCGCUCAUUCGCGUUUCAUCCCUUGACGAGGCAGUUAGUGUGUUGUACACGGUUCCCGAACGCGCGUCAUGGCCAAAGCGGCCUCCCAGGGUGGUCCAACUUGCCCCCUUAUCAUCAUCAUCACCAGCAACAGCAGAAGCAGCAGCACCAAUAAUAACAACUACCAACUGCAACAACAACAAUAGCAACAGCUACCAGAACGGAGCCGAGUUGUGCGGAGUGUUAGAAGAACAGGACGGUUCAACCGUAGCAGGCGUUCGACUAAUCCGUGUUCCGAACGGUGAUUAGGUCAGUUCUUAAGUGGUUCUGAAUCGUGAAUCCUUCUUGCUCGGUGGAUAUUAAGCAAGUGUGUUAACCGAAGAAGUGCUUGUUUUCUGGAUACCCAAGUACCAAAGUCGAAAAACAGUUCCCUGAGUUCUACAAAAACGGAUUAAACUGAAGAAGAUUCAAGUGUGUGCAAACUGUAGCGACUAGGAAUGAAAUUCUAGCUUACAGGAUAUUUCCUUAUAUCCACACAUCCGCAUACAGCGGCAUACGUGAAGCGAACCCCCCGGAGAGAACGAGAGAUACCCAGAGUCUAUUUUUAUACACUGACAAGUCCAGCGUUCGGUUCUGUCUGUCGGAAGCAUCCGCUCCGAAGGAAGAAGAUUUACGAAGUACGGCAAAAGAAGAGCUUACAAGUGUAAAACGGCAAGAGUCGCGAAAGAGGUGAAAUCAAGUGAAAACUGUGUGCGUGUGUGCUUCGGCGAAGAGAUUGUGAUAUCGGUGGGUUAAACACACAAGUGCUUCUCGGGAUCGAUCCGGAUACGUCCGUGUCGCCUCCAGUAGUCGGAGGAGUCGGAAAAUCACUGAAAACCCCGGCGCGUUCGCGACCCGUAUUCCUCCCCACAUUCCACGGCUCUCGGUUCUCCGGUUCUCGCAAAGGUGAAAAAGCAAACGGCGACAGGAUAACAACUUCCACAAUCGAUAUCGGAAAAGGACAGUGCGCGCUGUGGAUUCAUAACGGAUGUGCUAAAAAUAGACUGACAAAGCGGAGUGUACGAUUGCAUACCAGCCGUUGUGAGAGUGUGUCGAACAGCCGCCAGGCGGAAACGGACAAUCGUAGGAAAGUGUAAUAAGUAAAAACACAUCCAAGCAGGCCGACCGCAACGCGGCCAGGCAGGUGAAAAUUUUUCCGAACAAAGACGGCGGUGAAAAUACCAAACAGGCGAGAAUCGAAGUUGGCUUUGAACCUGUUGAUUAUUAACUUGUUACGUGUGCGUGAGUGCGGUUCGCCUGUUUCGCCGCUUGGGAGCGCACACGCAAGGUCACCCGUGUACGUGUGACUGCCUGUCACUGCUCCCUACCACUCGCUCUCCCCAUCACGCUCCACAUUCCUCCGUGUCUUUCACUCUCCUCACCCUCUUUAAUCACCCUCAAUCCCCCAAAAAAGUUCACAACUCCUCACCAGUUGUGAUUGACUCGUAAUCCACUGUACAUAGUCCUUCCGGAACCACAAACUCCUAAGCCAUGUUCCGUCGCCAAAUCCUGCCGAUCCUGGCGUACAUGAGCGUGCUCUCCAGCACCUACUCUCUACACAUGGCCCGCGAUGCUUACAUAAAAGCGCCACCCCCUCCUCCGGCCGCAGCAGCCCAGCUCCUAGAAGAACUGGACGACAUGUCCGAGCUGUUAGCGGAAAACAGUAUCCCCGCGGGGCCACCGCCUCCCAUUCUGGUGCUGCCUCACAUGAAGCAGCCCUCGUUAUCCUCGACACCCUCCCACCACCAGCAGCACCAACACCAUCACCAACAACAGGUGCUGCUCCCGGCGCCCCAGCAAUCCGCCCCAGAAAGGUCGCCCCACGGCGUCGGGGUCGUAAUCAAUCAUCUAACCAGUAACGAACUGCCCGAACUGAGUCCACCGGUGCCGGUGCGCCAUCCGGUCGGACCCCUAGUUCAACCCCGCGGCCUACAGGAACUGUUCGGGGUGCAAAACAACUACGACCUGCGCAACACCCGACAACCGGCACCGAACCCCAACAACGGCGACAUCAACAGCAACAACGAUCUGAACAACAGCGACGAAGAUCAGCAGCAGCAGCAGCGAAACCCGAACAACAACAAACGAUCAUCGCAUAGUAAUAGCAAUGGCGGAGGCGGAGGAGGAGGUGGACGGGGAGGAAGUUCUAUGGAGGCCACCGGGGGUGGCGGAGGAGGAUCCAUGGACAGUAGUAACAGCGGUAGUGGUGGAAGCAGUAGUGACGGAAGCGGCAAUAUGCCGACCAUUCCGCAUGAUAUGGCGAGCCAGCUGAUGCUGCGCAGUGCACGAGGUCAGCGGCAGUACGACGUCCCGCAGAUCGAAUGUCCGCCCGCGAUGGACGGCAUGGAGCGGUUUGCCUGUCCGACGCCCGACCGGCAAGGCCGGUAUCGGUGUAUAGACGACCACGUGCUCUGCGACGGGUUCAUCGACUGUCCGGAGGGCGAGGACGAGGACCGGCAGGCGUGUAUGUUCUACAAAACGACGAAAGCCCAUCUGGACGUGCUAGCCGACGCUUUACUCAGAUGGGCAAGAGGACGUUAAGGCGGCGUCGACCCGAAGAGCGUACCAGCACACACACACAAGCAGCGAUCGAACAGACGACACACCCACACACACCUACCGACACGAAACCAAAACCAAUACCAAAGCAGUGACAACCGUUAAUUAUAGAGAAAAAAAAAACACAAAACCAAAGGAAGUGAUCUAUUUUUAAGAUGGAACCGUGGACGAAUCCUGAAGUGUCUCUGUUGCAGAGCAAUGACAACAGCGACGGUGACCCGAACGAGACGACAACGGCUGUAAAUAGGACCAGCGACCGAGACGAAGCGACAACUCACCACAAAUUCUACUGAUUAAAAUACUGAAAAAUCCAAAGAAGGUAUAUAUAUAUACAUAGAUAUAUAUUUGUUAAGGACAACACUCUUCAAGCAGGCAGCUGAUGCAGACUGUUACGUGUGUACGAUGUUGUAUAGGGGAGGCGGAGACGUAUGUAUAGGCAGACUCAGAGUGGGAGAGUGCGUAACACAACUGAUUAGUAACAGAGAUCGUCGGCCCGUUAAAGCUGACCGUUAAACGAUAACCCCCGAGGGCGACGAUGAAGAAACAAAAAAAAAACGAACGGCGCAAAAAGUGUAAAACACUUGAACAAAACCAAACACUGUAAGUACAUCAAAACAAUGGUAGAUAUGUAUGUGUGCGUGUAUAAAACAAAACACAAACCGAGCAGCAGCAAACAAUUCUUAAAGCAGUACCAGCAUAAAGUGCAAUUCCGUGAUAUUGGUUGAGAUUAUGUUUUUCGUUAGUUUUAGAAUAUGAAGAAACUCGACAUUAUUAUCAGUCACAAGGAUACCUACACUCUGGAAGAAAGGAGGCUAAUAAGUAGCACUACUCGCCAGGCGAAGAAACACGAAACGAUCAAAAACGAUAUUUCCAAUAACUGUGAAGUUGAAAGAGCCCCUCAUACCUAGCUCAGAUCAAAAUUUAGACUUUAAUUGCAAGAUUUUUCCGAAUUUGUGAAUAGGAGUUUUGGAUUUUUGUUUGAGUUUCGUUUCAUUGAUAACGCGAACUGAAGUCUAUCGAGGCAACUUGUAUAAAGUAAACCAACAAAUCUACAAACAUCCAAGAUCGUUAUAAAGUUAAUGGAAUUAAGUCAAAGACAAACCAAAAAAAAAUCUUGCAGAAAACUAUUCUCAUGGACAAGGCAGCUAUAUUGUAUAGAUAAGUCACAAUUUUAACAAAGUAAAUGAAUCCAACCUUAGUGAACUCUCAAAACAACAAAAGCUAUUUCACAUUUAAGGGAUAAGUGACACACUAACAUCAACACGCCAACAAAAUCACACAAUACACACAAACUGAGAAAAAGACACCUACAAUACCUACAAUAACAGCCAAUAGCACUUUGUUAUAUCAAUCUUCAAAUAGUAACAUCAAAGCAAGCCGUAUUUUAGUACGGAUGAGCAGCUAUCGUGUAACAUUCCAACUAUACAAACACACACAUACACACUAACGUCAUCAAAAGGAAGAAUACUAGGCAUAAGCACGAACAAACGAACGCAAGGGGCCCAACAAUGCCAACACAAAACACAAGACACCCUUCACACAGAAACAACACGUCAAAACAUAACCACACUUGCCAAAAUCCAAUCAACGCGGGCCCCUCGACAGCAAGCUGAAUACAAGGAGAACUAAUGAAAUGAAUAUAUAUGAUAUAAAAAAUACAAGAAGUCCGCGAAGAUCUUAUUUUAGUCAAAAUUUUAGUUACUAAUUAAACAAGGGGAGACAAAUUCUGUUCCAACGUGACAGGUCGUUUUUGUACAUAGGGAAAAUACAGCAGAAAAAAAAACUAAAACGUACUAAGACAAGCUACAUAUACAAACAAACAAAAACAAUAAAAGCACCCUCCAGCACCACAGACGCACUCGUGUAAAAAGAUUUUUAAGAAUGCACAUUUACAACUGCACCAUUAGAAUACACUCACACACAAACACCCCAGACGGAAGAAGCAACACAAAAGCACCUUCACACAGGCUCGUUGACAGAUAAACGAUAAAAAAACGAUGAUAACCAAAACGAGAAAUCUCUAUGUUUUUCAACUUUAAAUUUCGCGCACACACUCAAAAAAAAAAACUCACACACACAAACUCGCGUGUUUUGCUCUUCCGUUCCGAGAUUGUGUUUACUAUUCACCGAACAAGUUCGUGUCUUUCAAAUCAGAGCCUACUAAAAAAAAAGCGUGCCCGCGAGGGAAAAGGGGAACGCGCGUAUCGAUAACUCUUAAAUAACUGUUACAAAACAUGCGCGCUAGCGAAACAAAUCGUGAUACACCCGCCACGAGUUAGAGGGGGGAGGGAAACGAUGAAAGGGGGGAGGGGACCUAAUCAAAUCGAGUGUACGGAAUGAAGAGAGAGAUGGAUGGAGUGAAUGAGAGCGUAAGAGAGGCUGUUAAGGGGUGAGGCACUGUUAAGAUCCGGAUGGAAGCUUGAGGGGUGGAAAGCGAAACGAACGAACGCGGAAAUACAUGUGACUGAAUACUAGAAGAUAUUAGAAUCAAGUGGUUAAUGUUACUAGGGCAUGUAAAAAGAAAAAAAUGUUAAUUAUUCGUGGAAGUUAACACUCACACACACACACACACACACACACAACUUAACACACAAACUCUGUGAGGUAAAGGCAAGUGAACUGUAUAAGGUAAGGGAAAAAUUUGUUUUACAUUGUUUUAGUUUGAUGUUUCCGUGCUGCAGAAAAGGGUUCAAUUGGUGUACAGUAACCAGCUCUUACCAGGUCAAAACAAACAGCUGUCAAAAUGCAUUGUUUCAGGACUACACUCAUACACACGUACACAGUGUAGUCAGGUAAAUCGUAUUGGUUGUGCAUAGCAGUUCUCGAUUAGUUUCUUGUAAAAAUGAAGAAAUGAAACUCAAACCUAACGAACAGAACAGUCACACAAACAUGCAAACAAUUAAGGCAACAUGUCAAAAGUAUUUAAAUUCAAUUAAAGAAAAAGUCAAACAAAUCCAAGCCAACACGUGAAAAAUAUAAAUGUCUAUUUGCACAAUAUAACUUUACCUGGGAAAAAAGAAAAUACAAAUUUUACAUCACUUUAAAACCAGAAACCAUUGUUAUGAUCACAAAAACACCUCAGAAAACAAUCUCUCUUUAAAACAAGAAAUUAGAUCUCGGAAAACAAUGUCAGUGUGUUAAUUUAUACUUAAGAAGAGACAAGCCAUUGAUCUUGACGUUUUCAAACUCGACUACUUUUUCGUCUGAAGCGUGUUUACAAACAAAACGAAAACAGAAACAGAAGAGCAGAAGAUUCCAUUCCAAGAGACACACGUUGUAAGCGUCCAAAGUGCAAGAUUUAUUUGAAUACCCACCUUUAGGUUAAUUUUUAUCCGCUACUUAAAGUUAACAUGAACUGAAAACGGGAACUCCAGGAAGGAUCCCGAGCAAAUGAACGGAAAACGACAAAAACCAAAAACAAUCACUCGCAUCAAACGUCAUCGUUUGACGUUUGUACUGCGAUUGUCGAAGAACGCGAUUCGCCGCGAAUCAACCGCCCUGUGACAGGCGACUGGCGUUAAUCUGCAAAGCCCAAACCAUGAACUCCACGGAAGCAAAACACUCUCAUCCAUUUUACCUUUCACUUACUUUCAGCUGUCAGUUUUCAUUUGAUGGAUUUUGUUUUCGAUUCAGCAUUCAUAUUUCUAUCACAGACAAACAGGCGUAACACCUUGAACGAUUUUCAUGGAAAUCCAUCGCCCAGUUCACACUACCAUCACCUGGUGGAAAAGUAGCAAGAAUCACUGUGUUAUGCAAUAUCGUCAACAGAAGGCGCUAGUGUGAAACGUCAAACGCAAAGAAAAACGUUGCGCGCGCCUCUGAUUGUGAAAGCCACAACUAUGAAAAUUUUAAAUGAUCGCGGUCGAUGGAAAUUUUGCUAGUGUUACGUCUGUUUGUCUGUGUUUCUAUUCUGAGUUUUGUGUUUCGUUUUCUGGCCGAUAAGAUUUAUCAAAACAUCUGUCAAAGAGACUUGAAAAGCUUUCACGGUUCCAUUGGGCUGGCAACACUGGCAGCCGUUUCUUUCUCACAGAGAUGCCCCUUUUGAAGUUCAACUGUUGCUCGCCCAAUUACGAAGUUCUAACCACCAACAGGUAGGCAGCGUCAGUUCGCUGCCACAUGUUAAAGCCGUAACUUGUAAUUCCAAAAGUUUUCCCAUACGGUAGCUAAUUUGCUUCCAUCAUGCAAAGUGAAAUUGAAAGUUUAUUUAUAGCGCUGCCCGAAGCGCCAUUCAUCAGGCCAUCGUAAUCGGUACGAUACGAAUCUCCAGUGUGAUUUUUACCCAUUGCAACAAAAACGUCCAACUAAAGAAGGUCAUGAAACUGACGUGUCCAUCGUCGUCAGAUGCUUGUUAUUGUUACAGUGAUCCCAGAUUCUCAGAUUUUGCCAUCACUAUGGAUAUUGUCAUCACCUUCCAUCAACAGACCCACUUUCCAAGAAGUUUUCAACCAUCACUGGCCCUCGAAAUGUUUCCAGCGCAAGUUUCAAGUUUUUCAUCCGAAGAAGAAGCAAACGAAUCCAACCAACAAUAACAACCUCCGAACGAAAAUGGGGCCACUCGCAGCAAGUUCAUCGCAGCAAGCCGUGCUGCGGUGACGUCAAAGGUUGAAGAGGUUAGGCCGGCCGUCCACAUGGCCUGCUUGCUUUCUUGCUGUCGUUUGUUCUUGUCUCUUGGUUUGACCUUGCCAUUUGCCAUGCUGGCUUGCAACUACGGCUACGGCUGGCUGUUGUUGUGGAGGAAUCCGUCGAGAUUUUCUCUUCUCUUGUUGACGUGUGCUUCGGUGCCCCCGCAGGCCAGGGGUGGUUUUAUGACGACGACGAUGAUGAUGAUGAUGAUGAUGCCUUGGUUACUCUGUCGGUUCGGUACGUGGUGUAGAGGACAGAGGCCUUUUUGUUUGAUGUGUGCCACUCGGCGGGAUUUGUUGCCGAUCAAGGACAAUGGUUUUCAAUUUUUAUAACCCAAUUUGUGAGGAGCUCUCUAAAUGGGACUGCUCAAUUUUACGUGAUUUGGAGGGAAAUUCAAUCAGGAUAUCGGAAAUGUAAUUGCAUUAUUUUGCCGACAUUCACACAACCGAGCCCUCAGUAAUUGAAUUUGAACUGAUAGGGUAUAAAUUCACUACGUUAUAUGCGCUAAUUUCCGUCAUAUCAGAUAUUCCAACUUACCUUUGCCAAUGACUCAUUGGAUGUAAGCAAAAAAUGUAGAUUUUCAAUAACCAGCACUGGAAAUCGAAUAACCAGGCAAAAUUUCGCGUUUCACUCGUUUUGUGUAUGACGAAGGCAAUCCCAUCAAAGCAGCAGCUAGCCGAAUUGUACUUCAUCACCGUUCAUUUUUUUUUAAUACACCAGAUUUCCUUAUUGGGUCGGUUCACAUCCCAGCCACGAAAGCUCUGUGGCAACUUCUAAGUUGGAAUUCAGUGCUGCUGAAUGCAGAAAAAGUUGCUCAAUUAUCAAAACAAAUUGCUUUUCCUUGCCGGUAAAUUGUAAACAAACAGUUGUCUUCGUUCUUGGACAGAUGCAUACGAAUUUUCUGCAUAUGAAACACAACCACCGAAAAAUAUUUCUUCGUUGCACUGUGAUGGCGUUUUAUGAUCUGUAGGGCAAAAAUAUUUUCCGGAAUAUUUUGGUCGUUAUUCUGAGCCUACAUUCAUCUCAUUAGAUGUACUGUGAACACAUGCUUUGAUUUGGAUUGCGAAGAAUUUGACCGACUUGUCGAAUACACAAUUACGGUUUAAUCAUAACAUUAGUCCAUUCUAUGUACCCUAGUGUCACGUACAAGAUGUGACGGGAAUUGAAUUCAUUCUCUGCCCGAAAUAGAUGUGAACCAGACGGAAAUAGAAUUCGUGGGUCAACUAUUCAAUCUUAUUAUUUUUGGAAUAGGUUUGGCCUUUCUCGUACAGCAAAGUGCACUUGAAGGCUAUAUGUUCACUGAAAAAAUUAAUUUUCGAACAAAUUCUCGGAGGGUCAAGUUACAUAUACCAAUCGACUCAGUUUGACGAAUUGAGAUAAUGUCUGUGUGUGUGUAUGUGUGUAUGUCUGUGCGCAAAAAAAGUUCACUCACUUUUGAGGCACUUCCCAUGGGCUUAUUUUUCGAUUUUUUGCACGAAUCGAACCGGAAUUUUACCGCAUUGUUGGCUAAUAAAAAUGGUCCAGAUCGGUCACGGCGUUUCGGAGUUAUGGCCAUUUUAGUGAUCCGGACCAACACUGGCGGAACUGGUCAUAUAUAGAACUGAAUCAAGCCCUAUCAUGCGACACAUCAAACUGUGCAAAUUUUUGUAACCUUUGCGGUGACGAAUUUUGUGCGGAAAUUAACACUGGAGGCCAGAAACUCCACGAUGUCAGCUCAAAAUUCAAGAUGGCUGCUCAAAACUCAAGAUGGCGGCUGUUUAUUGAAGUUUUAGGCUCUAAAACCAUGUAAUAUCUGUAAUAUGAGUAUAUUUGAUAUUUGGUAUGGGGAAGACGUCUGGAGUCUAAAAAUAGUCCUCAGAAUAAUCAAGAUGGCGGUCCAAAAUGGCGACUGUUCAAUGGAGUUUUAGGAUCUAAACGAUUCAAUAUGGGUAUGUUUAGUAUGGAUGAGAUGUUUGGAGUCUGAAAACGCCGACCAAAAUAUUCAAGACAGUGGCCCAAAACUCAAGAUGGCGGCUUUAUGCUCCUAAACCAUGCAAUAUGGGUAUAUUUGGUAUGGGAAAGAUUUCAGGAGUCCAAAAAUGGCGACCAGAAUAUCCAUGAUGGCGGACUUAUGUUUAAAAUGGCUGCUUAAAAGUCAAGAUUGCGGCUUUUUUUAAGGAUUUGAGGCUUAAACAACAAAAACCAGAAAAAAGAAAAGAUUUCUAGUGUCAUGAAAUACAUUUUUGUUAAACAUAUGAAAGUUCGAAACGGAAAUCCACCAGAGAAUUUCUACGAAAUUUCGCCAGUAAUGCCUCUGGAAUUUUUGAAAGUAUUCCUUCAGGAACUCUUUCAUAGUUUCCUUUAAAAUGUCCUCUAGACCUCCUAGAACUUUCUAGAGAUGAUUCCAGGAAUUAAUUUGAGAACUCCAUUAUAAAGCCUUCUUUGGAGAUCUCCUGAAAAGGGUUCAGGGAAUGCUUUAGCAAUUUCUGCAGUUUUUUUUUUUCAGUGAGUCUUACACUGAUUCUUUCAAGAUUCUUUUAUAACAUCUUCCAUGGAUUCCUUAAUUCCUUUAGGAAUUUCCUCUAGAAACUUCUAAUAUUUUUUCCUAAGAAUUAAACUGAGUUUCCUCAGAAGUCCUCCAUUUCAAAAAUCUGUACGAGAAUUCGUUCUGAAAAUCAUCCAUGGAUUUCACCCAAAAAUAUAAUGAAUAGAAUUACUCAAGAAAUUGCGUCAAGAGUGCAUUCAGAGAAUAAGAAAUUACCCUAGAGAUUUCUUCGCUAAUGAUUUAUGAGAUACAUCAAUAAAUUUGUACAACCCAAGUUAAAAUGAAUGCUCAACCGUGAAAGUAUUAGCUGAUCAAUAGCUGGUUAAUGUUGUCAAUGGCUGAACACAAUGCCAGCUGAAUAUAGGUCUGAAGUAUGGCUUGUUCAACCUCUUUAAUCAGCAAUACAUAGAUGGCUGAAUAUCAAGUUGAAUAGAAUAUUACUCAUCUGGGUAAUCAGCUUUAAAACAUACACCAACAUGCAGAAAUAAUUAUCUGUUGUUCAACCUUUAAUCAAAUAGUUUUCGACAGCUGACCCAAGCAUGGUUUUCGUGAAGUCCACAUCGCUUCUUCAGUCUAAAUACAUACUUAGUUCAACUUAUGUUCUUGACUAUUCAGACACGACAAGUAAUGCUCUUGUUUUCGAGGAUUCGUAUACAAUUGUGAGUAGUGUAGGUGCUAAGGUGAGUGACUAUAAAUCAGGAGGUCCGAGUUCGAUUCGCAGUUUUCCCACAGAUUAAUUCAUACAUUCCCAAACAUCUCUUCUGGAAAUUGACGCAGCUAAUGGUACACAUAGACUCACGAAAGUGGUUAUAUUUUAGUUUUACACAAUUAAUAAAUUUAUUGAUUACUGAUUAAGCGCAUAGUAAGCCUUAAAUCAGCCUUCCAUUGAACCUCAAAUCAGCUAAAGGUUGAGUAAAAUCACCAAAAUUAGAUGUUUAGGAGCUGAAUAAAGGAUUAUGUACUUCUUGUGCUCAGCUUUUGUUCAAGUGAAAGCUGAUUUGAAAUAGUUGGAGAAGCGUUUAUACAGCGUCAAAUAUUUACCUGUGAAGGACUCUUUUAAGGCAUCUGCUAUGUUUUUUUUUUUUUCAAAAUUGCACCAUGGAUUCCAUUCAGUAAUUACUCCAGGAAUUCGGCCUUAAAAUUCAGCAAGAUUUCUUCCAAGAACUCCUUGAGCCGUUUCUUCAGAAAUAUUUCAGGUAUUUUUAAGAAUGUCUUCCGAUGCUUUCUUCAAAUAUCCAAGAAAUUUCCUUUUAGAACUCCUUUGGGUAGAUUUCCAUGAGUUCCGUAUAAAAUUCCACCAGAUAUUACUUUUUAAAUUUUUCUUGGGAUUUGUUUAAAAAAUCGUUGGAAAUUCCCUUGUUACUUCUUUCACGGAAAAUCUCGCACUUCUUCAUAAAUCAGUACAGGUUUGUUAAAAAAAACAUGUUCAAAAUUGACUUUACAGAUUCCAAUAAAAAUUGCUGCAGCGAUGUGUCCAGAAAUUUCUUUUGGGAAUCAUCCAUGAAAUUUUGCAGAAAUUCCUCCAGAGAAUCUUGCAAUAAUAUUUUCAGUAAUUCAGGCACCAAUUUCUUCAAGAUUUUCUUCAGAUAUUUCUUCAUGUAUUUCUAGAAAAAAACAUAAAAAAUCUCCUACAUUUCUUCUAAGGAUAACUUUAUAAUUUCCUCCACGAGUUCUCCAAGGAAUUAAUUUAGAAAUAUUUCCUUUGGAUGUUUUUACCCAAAAGUGUUUUUGAGGGAUUUAUACAGAAGCUAAUCUGGACAUUUCUCCAGAAAUUACUCUUAGAAAUACUUAAAUUUAUCCAGGAAUUCUUUCAGGAAAACCUUCUGAAAUUUUAUCAGAAGAUUUCUUCGAGAAUUUCCCCAAAAAAUGUUCAAUAAACUUUUUUCUAAGGAAUUCCACCAAUGAUACGGUUUCUCGUGAGGUUUCAACAUGAUUCCUUCAAGCAUUUCCCUGGCUUUUCUUAGGAAAUUUCUCCAGAGAUUCAUUCAAAAGUACUUCUUGAGAUAUCUACAAGCAUUCUACUGAAGAUUUCUUCUGAAAUUCCUGCCCGAACUCGUUCAAAAAUAUUUUUAGAAACUUUUCAGUAUUCUUAAAAAAAAACAAAUUUCAGAAAUACUUUUAAACUUCAAAAAAAAAUAAAUUCUGAUAAGGUUUCUUCGCAAAUUCUUCCAAAAGUUCCAAGGAUUUUUUUUGGAAAUCGCUCCUACGGUUCCAUCAGAAAUGUCUUCUGGGAUUCCAUUGGGGGUUCCUGCAAGAAUUGUUUCGGAUAUUCCACCAGGAAUUAUUUCCGAAAUUUUCCAAAAAUUGCACGAAAAAUUGCUGGAAUAAUACUUGAAAGAAUCUCUGAAGGAAUUCAUUGAAAGCUAUGCUUUUGAAGACUUCCUAAAACAGUUACUGAAAACUUUCUGGAUAGAUUAUUGGACAAAAAGUGCUAAACAAGUUAGCACUAAUUGACUUUCGGAAUGAACGCCUGAGAGAGUACCUGGAGAAGCUUCUUAGGAUACUUUCUUAAGUCCAAGGAAAAAAAUCUUGAGAAAUUUCUUAAGAGAUCCCCACGUAAUACCUAAUGAUAUCCGUAGAUGAAUUUCUGUAAAUAUCAUCUCAAAAUGUCUACAAAAAUGUCAGACAAAGGCAUUUGCUGAAUUCCUCAAAAAGUUUCUGAGGAUUUUCUGAUCUCUGUAGGAUUUUUUUUUUUAAGAAUUUGUAAACCAAAUUCUGAAGGGAUUAGUACACAAAAAUCUUCAAAGUAUUACCUGGAGAAAUUUCUGUAGAAAUCCAGCAGAAAGAAGAAAUUCUGGAUGAAUUCGUUAUAUAACCACAGACGAAAUAUUUGAGGACAAAAAAUGAACUAAUGAAGGAAUCUUUGAAAGAAUUCCAAGAAGAGCUGGAGAACCCUCUGCAAGUAUGCAUCAAAUAAUUUAUUGACAUUAUUUUUAUUUCUGAAGAAUGUCAAGGAAUACAUUAUUUUUUUCAUGAGGAAUUGCCGAGAGAAUCUUUGGAGAAAUCUCUGAGGCAUUACCGAAAAACAAACGUCAAAAGAAUCCCCUGAAGAAACGUCUCGCAAUUUCUGCAGGAGCAAUACCUGGAAGAGGAGCUUCUUUAGAAACUCUUGAAUGACUUUCAGAUGAAUCUAUUGAAAUUUUUUUCAAGAAUUGCCAAAUAAAUACCCGAGAGCAUAUUUGAUUGUAUAAUUAUAUCGAACGAAUCUUUGAAUAAAUUCCAACAAUAAUUUCUGAUAGAGUUCCUUGAAAACAAUUUGAGAUGUGCUUUCGAAAUUUAUAUAAGAACUCCGGAAGAAUUCCCAAAAAAAAAACUUCUUGAAGAAAAAUCUGGUAAUAUUUCGGGAGGAAUACCCUCAAAAAUGUUUGAAGAAAUACAUUCACGAGCUGAAGUAAUCUCCUGAAGAACCACCGAAGGAACCCCAGUAGGAUUUUUUUUUUAGAAUGCCGUGGGUUAGUUCUGAAAUGAAUCUUUUAAGGAAUCAUGUCAAAAACUGCUGAAGAAUAACCAAGGAAUAUUUCCGGAGAAAUUCCUCAAAUAAUUUCUGGAGAAAUGACUGGAGAAUUUUUCAAAUACAAGAAGAGUCAGUAUUCUAAUGGGAUACCGGGAGGAUUUUUUGAAACAAUUCCCUCUGAAUCCAAUUUAGGAAAUCCUCCAAGAAUCUUCUACAUAAACAAAAAAAAAGGUUGAAAAGCUCUGAAAGAAUUUCCAAAGGAAUCUCAACCCGUGUCUCUGGAGAUCAACGAGGAGAACGUUAUAAAGAAGUUCAUGGGAAGGAAUACAUUCUGAAAGAACUCUCAGGGUAAUCCCAAGCAGCACACAUGUUAUAUAUUAGUUACGUCAGCGCACGUUUUGGUUGUAUACAAGUUUAUUUGACGUUGUAAUGUAAGAAUUACGAAAAAUUAAAUUCUAUACAACCAAAACAUGCGAUGUCGUAGCUCUUAUAUAACAUGUGUAUUGCUUGGGAUCUUUAGAUGAAUUCUUACUGAACUCAUAAAAAGAAAUUCCUGCGAGAAUGCCCUUUUCACGAUAAUUAGAAAAAAAAGUGGUAAAAAAGUGAAAAACUAUCUCAUUGUUUUCAAGGAGGUGUUUCCCUGGAAUAAUUCUUUAUGAGGAACUAACUUUCAUGGGCACGUGCCUGCAUAGGGGCGCUGAAACUUGGAAAACUUGCGUAACCAGCUUUGAUUUUACCAUAACAGUACCGUUUUAAGAGCGAUCUUACAUCAAUUCAGCUUGUGCUUGAUUGACUAUCCGUAGGUGCUGCUCCAGUAUCGCCAGAUCAGCUACACUAACACAGGACACUAAGAUUAGACAGCUUAUUAGGACAGUGCUUGAGUGUUGGUGAUUUCCCAUUUCAGGCUAGAUAUGCGCUUACUCCUCUAUGGAGCCACCAUUCAUUUCCUUGAACACUAAACGUAGAUAUUCCUGAUGAUCAACACCUUUCUCUUCCUAGCUCACGAAACAGUUUCCUGAUGAAAACUUUCGAUACCUGUUGCGUAAGCUGGGAAGAGAAAGAGUUGUCAAUCACCAGCAACUUCAUACCAAAUGGUGUCUAUGGUGAACUCUUCAGCAGACGGGCGAUGGAAGUAAUCUCGUUGAUACGUGGAUGUCAGGCGCUAGUUUAUAUAUUGUGUGUUGAUCACUUUGCAGAUUAUUCGGCAUAGUUUACCGCUUGGAUUAUUUUUAGCUUGUGUUGAAAUUGAAAGGAGACAAACGGCUCAUUCUAACCGUCUCUUUUUUGGUAAAUGACUAUGAACAUUUGAAUAAAAGGACGAAAGUAGAUAACAAGAAAUAUAGUAGGAGAGAUGUGACGGGCCAUUCGCGAGAACAGAUCUUGCUCUUGGGCAUUUUAGAUAGGGCCAAGAGGGUUUCCAAGAAGUUCCCAGGGUGCCCAAAAAGGGGAUUCCAAGGGGCUUCAGGCACAUUUUAGGGGGUUAUUUCAGGGGAUUUCAGAAUCCUAUUGUGGGCGUUCCAUAAUGUCAUGUUUUGUCGGCAUUUUAAUGAUAUUUUGGGAUUUAGAGGCGUUUCAAUGGUACAUACUUAGAUAAAAUCACCGACUUCGGUAAUAUUUUACCGAAGUCUCAACCGUUAAGUUUUGUUUACCAAAAAAAUUCGGUAAGCUGGCAAUAUUUACCGAACUUCGUUGAAGUUUGACAUAUAAACGAUAACAUUUUACCGAAUUUUUGUAAUUUUUUACAGAAUUCCGGUAAAAUCAAUUACUGAAUGCUCAGCAGUGGAGAUUUCGAUUAAAAAUGCCGAACGUGAUUAGCUGUGUAUUAAGAGGGUUUCAUGGACAUUUAAAGGCACUUGCAAGACGAUUCUGGAGCCUUCAAAAAGCGUUACAUUGGGUUUCAGUAGGGAUGUAGUACCGGUAGUACCGGUACCGAAAAUACCGGUAUUACCGACCAAUUUUUGGUACCGAAAUACCGGUACUGACUGAACUCUGGUACCGGUACUUUCGGUAGCGCAAAAUGUCUCCCAAAGUGCUAAAAUCCUGUCAUUAGUAUAGCCAAUAUGCAAUGGAAAUAAAGGAAAACAUUUAAAACCAAGUACUUUGUCGAACAAAUAUUUCAUACAUGCAACUUUUCGAAAAAUCCAGGAUAUCAUAGCAAUGAUUGGUUUAAUUCAACGUCCAUUAAACCAAUCAUUGCUAUGAUAUUUGGUUUUGAUAUUUGAUUUGGGAAAUAGAUUUACUAGCUUAGAAUAAAACUUGUUAGAUUACGAUUUCUGGUUAUUUCUUAAGUUUUUUAGAAUUCGUUGAUAGCAUCAUCAAGGAAAAAUCAGUUAAUUUUUUUUCUGUCUUCACCUUGCAGCUAUCUAUCUAUCUGGUUUUGAUACAUGUAAGGAUGUUCCUGUUUUAUUUUAGACUAAUCAAGAUACUGCCUGUGAAACUGCGCAGAAGCUAAACAAUAGCUCCAAAAACAAUUUCAUACUACUCAUUUCUUUCGAUCAUUUUAUCUAUCUAUAUAUUUUUGUUGAAUUUAGUAUUUUCUGGUUAGCUUUUACGACAUCUCUGAAAACCGAAAUACAAAAAUGCCUAAUAAAUUGUAGAUAGAAUUGUAGAUUUCUGUGCAGACAGAUUAUUCUUCAUUUUACUGAAAAUUUUUCCAGUACCGGUAUUUUACCGGUACUACCGGUACUGUAAUCCCCAGUACCGAAAUACCGGUACUCAUCAAAAGUGGUCGGUACUGCGAUCCCUAGGUUUCAGGGACGUUUCAAGGCAUUUCAGAGAUUUCCAGAAGAUUUCAUAAACGUAUGAAGUGCGUUCCGAGCACCUCCAGGAACCCACUCGGAUCUCCUGAAACGCCCCUGAGUCACCCUGGAGCUCCCUGAAACUCCUUGAGACCCUCUGAGAUGCCUUUAAGAUCCUCUUAAACGUCCCAGUCCUCCCAGUAUUCCCACGAAACCCACCUGGAUUCUUAUUAUAACAACCCUGAAAUCUCUUGAUAUUCCCAGAAUGCCCGCUGGAACUCCAUGAGACGCCUUGAAGUGCCCCUAAGGACCCUUGGAAUACCUUCAGACUACCUGAAAUGCCUUUGAGAUCUCCUGAAGCGCCACAGAGGUCUCCUGGUACCCCGCUAAAACCCCUUGGACGACAUGGAAGCUAAUUGUGUUUCUUUUGGAGUAUAAAUCCUUACGUAAAAAACAAUCUUGGUAACCUCACAACGAUUACCGAUUAUGACAUUCUCUAUGAUUAGUGGUCUGUUAUGGCUCGAAACCUAAUACUACAAAGUAGCUUGUCUACACUAUUUGCUGCUGGCGCUAACUGGAACAGUUUAACUAAUAUGUAAACGAAAAUAGGAUUACCAACGUUUCGAUUCUGUGUUUGAGAUCUUCAUUAGGGCUCAAUAAGAAUCAAUUUGUUGGAAAUCUUGUUGAUUAAAUGGCAGAAUAUCAUUUUUUUCAGGGAUUCGUUCUACACUUAUUUACAAUACAACCCAGCACCCUGAUUGAAAUGGUGGGUUGGUGGUAAUUCAUUCUAUUCAAGUAGCAACACUUGGUAUUUUGUGAACAUUGGCAUUUUCCAGAUUAUUAAGGGCUCUUAGUUUUGUAUGAUAUUUUAUUGGCCAAUUCAUCAUUCUUAAUUUUUAUACGAACCAUCAAUGUUGUAUCUUUUUUUUUCAUUUUUCGCCUCACUAUCAACACUAAAAUGCGGGAACAUUUUGAGGAACAUCAGAAAAAUGUCUACUCUUUCUGAAGCCCAACAAGUGAAUAAAUCCACUUUGACCAUCUGAUAUCUAAUAUGUGGAAGUUUAAUCUCCAAACCAGUCCCUACGUACCAAAACCCCCUUCCGCAAAAGACACACAUCGAAUGAUCCCCAAUUCGCUUCAAAAGAUAUACAAAAUGCGACGAAUACGAAAACAUAACUACUUCGUAGUACGAGAGCCCAUUUAAGUAAGAACUUAAAUUGCAAAAAAAAAACUAUUCCUAAUAAGUGAAUAAAAAUGCAUAAUACAAAAUGUAAUGAAUUCCCCAAAACAUACAAGUAUAUUUAAAGAAAAAAAUACAAAGAAAAGACUGACUUAGUGCGACCGAAACAAAAAGUUAAAAAAAUGCUAAUAAUAACACAAAGUUAAAAACACUUAAAAAUCGUAGUUAGCAAGAGAAUAAAAAUUAACCUAUCGGUCAAUGGGUAUUUGAAUGAAUUUCGCGCAGCUGGCAGCCAACCGAAUGGGCCUACAACACUUGUGCAGCAUCAGGCAUCAGGUCAGAAGACAGACAAACAGACAGGUGAAUAGUGAGCAGAAUCACCCGAUGAAAAAUCGAAACAACAAAUCCAAAGCAACAAAAGCAAAUCGUCCCACAACACUUCACUUUAGCAAUAAAUUUCAAACUUAUCAGCAACUUUACUGUUAACGCCAGCAAGGAAACAAACGGUCCGACCGUGUCCGGUUGAACCGAUGUUUAAAAUUACAAAAAAAUAAGUGAAAUUAAACGGAAAUCAAUUUCGAUCUCAUAUCGUGUAUAUUCGUUGUGUUUUUCUGUUUUCGAAGUGCGGGUUCAGCAGGCGGAACGCGGUGCAACAAGGUUCAACUAUUGAAAGCAUUAUUUUAUAAGUGGAAUUUAGCGCUCUCUCCUUCUGUCUUGAUGGACGAACGGGCGGGGGUUAGUGGUGAUUGGUGGUGUGAUGUGACGCGCGUCGGCAACUGUCAGUUUGACAGAUGCCCGACAAGGCACGAGAUAAAUUACUCAAAACAAAGAAGCAAAACCUUCAAAACGAAUGGGCUCUCGUACUACGGAAAGGUUGCAGUUGAUAUACCCGAACAUGACAUACAGCAACUUGAUGCAAAACUGAUAACAAAAUGCAUCCACAAAAAUAAAAGAAAAUAUGAAAUCAACUUCUUAACAGAAGGAAUGUACAGUCAAAGAAACCACAGAGAGAGAAAGAAUAGGAGAAGAGAAAACAAAAGUCAGUGAGAAGGAAGUGGAAGCACACACACAGUCGAAACAACUAAACAACACAACUUGUUAAUAUCGCCGUCGAAUGGAAAUAUUUGUUAUUUAAAACAGAACAAAGAAGAACUAUUUAAAAACAACAAAACUGCUGCAAACAAGAAAAGCAAAACAGAAACAAAAGAAUAUUGCAGCCAACUGAGAAAAGCAGAUUAAGAAGAAGAGAGAAUGAGCACAGACGCAAGAUGGGCAAGCUGGAAAUAUAUAAACUAAUUUAGAUAUAAUAAAUAUAUUAAUAAAAUAAGAAAA
Messenger RNA from Aedes albopictus (Asian tiger mosquito), 18995 nucleotides. RefSeq lists its product as uncharacterized. Lineage: Eukaryota; Metazoa; Arthropoda; Insecta; Diptera; Culicidae. Gene Ontology annotation, biological process: positive regulation of MAPK cascade. Gene Ontology annotation, cellular component: terminal bouton. The transcript has 3 exons. The coding region runs from base 2077 to 3126 and encodes 349 amino acids. Gene Ontology annotation, molecular function: transmembrane receptor protein tyrosine kinase activator activity; protein binding. The record is from RefSeq and is a predicted model, not a curated record.